CAUUUUACUUUAUUGCAAAUGUCGGUUCUUUGAAAAAGUAAAUUUUGGCUUUCUCUCAAAAAAGUGAAUAAAAAAUUUAUAAUUUUUCCCUCUUAUCUAUUGCAUUAAAUAAUUCUAAUAAUAAUUAAUAUUUAAAUAUAUAAACAACUAAAAUGACUGUUAAUGCAAAACAAGAAGAACCACCGCCAAGAGCGCGUUGUUUCUUCGAUGUUAACCUCGGUGGUUUGCCAGCGGGUCGAAUUGUUUUCGAAUUGUUCACGGAUAUCGCACCAAAAACUGCUGAGAAUUUCCGUGCCUUAUGCACUGGCGAAAAGGGAUUAGGUCUUGUUACGGAAAAACCAUUACAUUAUAAAAAUGUAAUAUUCCAUCGAGUGGUUAAGGAUUUUAUGGUACAAGCUGGCGAUUUCUCAGCUCAUAAUGGAACUGGUGGCGAAUCUAUAUACGGCGGAACCUUCGAAGAUGAGAGCUUUGAAAUUAAACACACUCGCCCGUUUUUGCUUUCGAUGGCAAAUCGUGGCAAAAACACCAACGGCUCUCAAUUCUUUAUUACUACACAGCCUGCUCCACAUCUUGACAAUAUUCAUGUUGUAUUUGGACACGUUGUUACCGGACAAGAUGUAGUUCGUCAGUUGGAACAAUUGCCAGUGGAUAGGAACUCUCGUCCUCUGCAAGAUGCUAUCAUUUCUAACUGCGGUGAACUGAUCAAACAAGUUAAAGUUAAAAAAGAUAAAAAGAAAAAGAAACGACCAGCAUCUUCAGAUGACGAGGGUUCUGAAGUGGACUCAUCAAGCGAGAAAAAGAAACGCAAGGAUAAAAAGAAGAAAAAGGAUAAGAAACGAGCAAAGCAAGAUGAAUCAGAAGAAGAAGAGGAAAGAACCGAUGUCAAAGAAGCUAAUGAUAAUUCAGAACCUUUAGAAGAAGGCGAAAUACAUCCUUUGGUAUCUGUAACAAAAAUAGAUCCUGAUGAAAUUCCAGAAGUAUCCAACAAUUUCCUCAUGCGUGGAGGUUCUAAGCGCGAUGUAUCUUCUGAAAGUGCUUCACGUAAUGACGAUCGUAAAGAUAGAGAUGAAGGCAAUAGAAAUCGACGUGACAGCGGCAAUCGUAAUGCAUUUGGAUGGUCCAAAAAGAGAGUUCCUACAUCACGAAGCGGACGUGUAGUUAAAGGCCGUGGAGUUUUCCGCUAUCGUACUCCAUCCAGAUCUCGCAGCCGAUCUCGUAGUGUGACUCCGCCACAUUGGAAACAAGCUCAAAAAAGAACUAUUAAACUUUCUGAUUUGGAAAAAAUGGAAGAAGAAAAACAAAUGCGAGACGAAGAAAUUAAGAGACGCGAAGUAGAGCGCAAAAAACGUCAUGAGGAAGUUAGACUCAAAGACACAAAAAAAUCAUUUUACGAGUUGGAUGCAAAUGCCUACGAGAAGCCAAAUCCAGAAAAGAAACGUAUAGACAAAGAUGUUGAGAAACGGGACCAUAAUGAUCAACCGAAAAAGAACCAAGCUGAAAGCACAAAGGACAAGUCUGUUGACAGGGAUCAAAAGAAACUCGUUGAUAUGAAUGCUUUGGAUUAUGAAGACCAAGUGGGAAGCGAAAAUGAGGAGAAGAAAUCACGGAGUGCAUCAGUGGAAAAGAAAUCACCAAUAAAAUUUAAAUCAGACGACAAAGAGAAAAAAGAAGAUCGAAGAGAUAGAAGGGUUUCGCCACGUGGUCGAUCGCCUGAGAUGCGAGACCGACGUCGAAGGUCAAAUUCCAGGGAUGGCGACAGACGUAAUAGAUUUGCCAAUCGCAGAUCUGAUUUCCGAUCUCCACGCCGUCGUAAUUUCGGUCGUCGUGGAUUUGGUGGAAAUAAUGGAGGUGGUUUUGGAGAUCGACGUCGGCAAAGGUCACGUUCGUUUGAUCGUUUCCGCAAUCGUCGAUCGCCAGCACGCCGCCGAUCACCUGGUGAUCGUCGUUCACCUGGUGAUCGUCGUUCACCUGCUGAUCGUCGUUCGCCUGGAGACCGUCGUUCAUCUAGCGAUCGUAGAUCACCAGCAAGGCGCAAGUCAUCGACUGAUCGUAGGUCACCCGCUAAACGUAGAUCGUCUACAGAUCGAAGAUCCCCGGCCAAUCGAAGAUCUUCUGGUGAUCGUCGGUCGCCAGGUAAUCGUAGGUCAUCUACUGAUCGUAGAUCGUCGCCAAAUCGUAAGUCAUCUGUUGAAAGAAAGUCAUCUGCUGAUCGUAGGUCACCUGUUGAUCGUAAAUCUUCUACUGAACCAAAAUCCUCAAAUUAUCGCAAAGCAUCUAUUGACCGUAAAUCUCCGCAUGAUGACAAACCUUCGGUUGAUCGUAAAUCCCCCGACCAACGCAAAUCAUCUGCUGAUCGCAAGUCAUCGGAAAUUCAAAAAUCAACCUCUGAUCGUAGAUCAUCACCGGCUAAGCGUAGAUCAUCUACAGAUCGUAGAUCACCGGCUGAUCGGAAGCAGUCUGACGAUCGCAGAUCACCGGCCAAUCGAAAACACUCUGAUGAUCGUAGAUCGCCGGCAAAUCGAAAUAAAUCAAGCGACCGCAGAUCACCUGCCAAACGCAGAUCAUCGACUGAUCGUCGAUCACCAGCCAAUCGCAGGUCAUCAGUCGACAGACGAUCGCCUGAUCGACGUCGUCGUCCAAAUAGAUCUCGUUCCCGCAGCCCGCGGAGAAGACGUGACAGUCGUGGAGGAGACCGCAGUUAUGAUCGUCGAUCUGUCUCUCCCAGCAAACCAAAGCAAUCGAACUCUUCUCGCGAUCAUAGGGACCACAAACGUUGCAAGUCAAAAUCCCCAAGAAAAUCAUCUCCAGUUCAUCAAUCUACCGGAAGUUCUACGAAUCCUCAAGAAGAUCAAGAAAAACUAGUAAGAGAAAAAAUGUUAAAACGCGCUGAAGCCCUUCAAUUAUUCAAAGAUCAUAUGCGCAAAGAAAUUGCCAAAGAAGAAGAACGUCGCGCCGAAAAGCAAAGAAUGGAAGAUGAAGAAAAAGAAAGAGAAAAAGAAAAGGAGAAAAAUGCUCGUGAAUUGCAGGAAUUGGAAAAUUUGAAGAAGGAAACUUUAUUAAAACUACAAGUCCAUGAUAAUACCAAAAAACAAGUUUCAGAUAAUCAAAAACCAAAUGAAAAGAAAGAAAAAGAUGACAAGCGAUCAUCGAAAGAUAAGAAGAAGAAACGGUCCAAGAAGUCGAGAAAACAUAGCAAAUCAUCAAAUGAUUCUGAUUCAGAUUAAAAAAAGCACUGAAGUCACCAUUAUUUUAUUAUUAUGUAAUACAAAACUAAAAAACUUUAUUUCAGUAAUAUAUUUUUAAAGUGCAAUUUAAAAUUGCACAUAAACAAUUUAACGGUUUGUGUACAUAAUUUUUAACAAAUGCACGAAUAAAAUAUCAAUCAAAUAAAAUACACAAUU
Messenger RNA from Episyrphus balteatus (marmalade hoverfly), 3401 nucleotides. It is a transcript of the gene Moca-cyp, whose product is annotated as peptidyl-prolyl cis-trans isomerase G. NCBI's taxonomy places the organism in Eukaryota, Metazoa, Arthropoda, Insecta, Diptera, Syrphidae. Gene Ontology annotation, biological process: protein folding; protein peptidyl-prolyl isomerization. The transcript has 8 exons. Gene Ontology annotation, molecular function: peptidyl-prolyl cis-trans isomerase activity. Gene Ontology annotation, cellular component: intracellular membrane-bounded organelle. The record is from RefSeq and is a predicted model, not a curated record. The coding region runs from base 153 to 3224 and encodes 1023 amino acids.